Messenger RNA from Racocetra persica, 597 nucleotides. The record is from the annotation of a GenBank genome assembly. NCBI's taxonomy places the organism in Eukaryota, Fungi, Glomeromycota, Glomeromycetes, Diversisporales, Gigasporaceae.
UACCAAUUUGCAUGCCUACAAAACCAACGUACAAUUAAAAGUACGACCAAAAAUGAUAAACUGACAGCUGAACAAAAAAAACUUAUUGAUGGUAUGAUAAGAGUUGAUCAAGCAGGAGAAAUAGGUGCAAAUUGGAUCUAUAAAGGUCAAAUGGCUAUUUUAGGUAGAGAUAAAAAAGUUGGUCCUGUGAUUCAAGAAAUGUGGGACCAAGAAAAACAUCAUCUUCAUACGUUCGAUGAAAUGAUCCCUCGCUAUAGGGUAAGGCCUACUUUGCUGCGUCCAGUUUGGGAAGCGGCGGGUUUUAUUCUUGGUGCCGGCACCGCACUUAUGGGUAAAGAGGCAGCUAUGGCGUGUACUGAAGCAGUUGAAACUGUAAUUGGAGAACAUUAUAAUGAUCAAUUGCGAGAUUUAUUGCAUAUCGAAAAUGUGGAUGUUGAAGAUUUGAAAAAGAUAAUUAAAGAGUUCCGUGACGAUGAAUUGCAUCAUUUGGACACUGCAGUAGAUUAUGAAGCACGAAAGGCACCAUUAUAUAAUUUAUUGUCAACCAUUAUACAUAAUGGAUGCAAGGCUGCAAUUUGGACAGCUAUAAGAAUUUGA